CAACGCGCAACCAUGAAGAAAAUGGAGGAGGCAUUCAUGGAGGAGGCAUUCGAGCAGGCGAGGGAGGCAUUGGUGGCUGGGGAGGUGCCAGUGGGCUGCGUCUUCGUCUACAACAACACCAUCAUCGCGAGGGGACGCAACACCGUCAACGAGACCCACAACGCAACCCGACACGCUGAGAUAAACUGCGUCGAUCGAACCCUAGACUGGUGCCGAGCUAUGGGGUUGGACCAGAGAGCUGUGUUCCCUGCGAUCGAAAUUUACGUAACCGUUGAGCCUUGUGGGAUGUGCGCGGAUGCCUUAGGACAGCUGGGCGUGGCUAGGCUAGUGUACGGAUGCUCUAAUGAUCGUUUUGGGGGCUGCGGUUCGGUGGUUGAUGUCCCACGUAUGUACGAACACACGUAUGGGAUUGUUGAGGGUGUGAGGGCGGGAGACGCAAUUCAACUCCUUAAGGAUUUCUACAAGGGUGAAAAUCCGAAUGCACCGACAGAUAAGGCUAAGAGAAAAGUGUGAAUAGUGGGGCCAAGUAGUAGUGGUAGUAGUAGUAGUUGUAGUUAUUUUUUUCUUUAUUUUUGUAUGUAUAUAAUUUCAACUUUUUUUGUUUCCGAGAUCGUGUUAGUUGCUAAGACUCCUGUUAUUUAUUUUUCGUAAUUUCGUUUUUCUUCCAUUUUUAUAAUAUGUUUCUGUUGGUAAGAUUGAGUUCCUGUUUAUAUCUAAUAGUUUUGUGUUACUGAACUUGUGUUGCUGUGAGAGAUUUUCGUGUAGUGGUAGAAGGAAGAGGAGGAGGAGGAGGAGAAAGGGAAGAGGGGAAGAUUGAGGCACUGAUGGUUUGAGGGAUUAAGGUGCCAGAGAUAGAUAGAUACACAUAGAUGGAUAGAUAGAGUCGUAGUAGAUAGACACACUGCCUUGAAUAGGGGAAUAGGUUGUGUUAGAUAUAGAUAGUAAUAGUAGUAGUAGUAGAGGGAAAAAUCAAACAUUCUUUCACAUAAGCAGGUUUAUUAUUGAAUUAUUUUGCCAUAGACUUUUUAUAGCACCAUUUUUACACACAGGUGGGCAUCCCUACACACACACACACACACACACACACACACACACACACACACACA
Molecule: messenger RNA, 1106 nt
Organism: Eriocheir sinensis (Chinese mitten crab)
Lineage: Eukaryota; Metazoa; Arthropoda; Malacostraca; Decapoda; Varunidae
Product: tRNA-specific adenosine deaminase 2-like
Exons: 1
Coding region: 13-513 (166 amino acids)
Biological process (GO): tRNA wobble adenosine to inosine editing
Cellular component (GO): nucleus; cytoplasm
Molecular function (GO): tRNA-specific adenosine-34 deaminase activity
Source: RefSeq, a predicted model, not a curated record